Molecule: messenger RNA, 1857 nt
Organism: Durusdinium trenchii
Lineage: Eukaryota; Dinophyceae; Suessiales; Symbiodiniaceae
Source: the annotation of a GenBank genome assembly
AUGGUAGGUCUAAUUGUAUACAUUCCUGUAAAGUCCUGUAGUAUGAUAGAAGCGCUUGUGGGUCAGAAGUCCGCUGCUUGCCGAGGCGUUGUUUUCACUUCAAAGAAGCGAAUCGGACGGCGCCAACCAAGUGCCAAAGGCGCUCGGUCAAAGGUGCUCCACGGCCAAAGUGCUGUGGAGGAGGCGAGUUUGCAUCCUGUUUUGGUUGCCAUGCGACAUGCCGCCCUUGUCCUGGUCGCAAUAGCCUUUUUGAGUGUGCACAGUCAGCGCUUGUACCACACGGAUGGUGCUUGGGCUGCUUUGAUCGAUGGAGCUGUGACCACCUGGGGUGACCCAGAGCGUGGUGGUGUUUCGCUUGGCGACACCGGUGUCCUCGACGACGUGGUCGACCUCGUCGCGACGUCUAGUGCCUUCGUCGCCUUGAAGAGCGAUGGAUCACUCGUGUCCUGGGGCCGUGCCGACGAAGGAGGCACCGUGCCGAACAGAGGAGACGGUCCGACACCAGCCGACACCGAAGAGAGUGUGGUGAAGGUGGUGGCCUCCGCCCACGCGCUGUGUGCCUUGCAGGCGGAUGGAUGCGUGAUCUUCUGGGGGCGUUUUGGAGAAGUCUCUGCGGAUGCAGUUUGGAAGAACUCUUCACAAAGUUGUGGAGUUCGUGACAUUUUUGCUUCCACCGAAGCCUUUGCUGUGUUGAAAUACGAUGGUGCUGUGAUCACCUGGGACGAAGAAGGUGAGCACCUACAGCACGUGGCUGUCUCACCUGACAGCGAAGGUCUUGGGGAAGCCCCUUCCGUGUCGAAUCCGGUCAUUGACAUGGUUGGAGGCUUUCAUUCCUUUGCGGCCCUGAAAAGUGAUGGAACCGUGAUAACGUUCGGGCACCAAGAGUACGGUGGAGAUUCGAGCUCUGUACAAAAAGAUCUGAGGGAUGUGUUGAGGAUUGAGGAUCGGGGGAUCUUUCAUCGUGGCUUUGUUGCAUGGAAGGCCAAUUCCACGGCUGUGAUUUGGGGACACGAAAAGUCAGGGGUCCCGCUGUCUUCCCAAGUCAUCACUGGCGUGCGACAAGUGGAACUGAGGCACUGGGCCGGUGCAGUCUUAAAGACUGACGGCACGGCCUUCGCCUUUGGCAACGCACUCUGGGCCUUCGGCGACGUGGGCGAGGCCCAAGGACGCUUGCAAAAUCUACGGCAGAUCCUUUGCCCCAGAUACGCCUGUGCAGCACUGCGAGAGGACGGCUCAGUGGUGACUUGGGGCCAAAAGGCCUUUGGUGGGUCUGGUGGACCUGGUGUGCAGAACGUCUCGGAGCUCUUUGGCACCCCGUAUUCCUUUGUGGCGCUUCUUCGCGAUCCAAGGCACGGAUCUUCCUCGGAAGGCCUUCAUGCGAUCGCUUGGGGUCACAGUCACUAUGGUGGAGAUCUCAACUUUCCAGAGCGACUGCCGCGAGCGCUGCACAAUGUCAAGACCAUCCACAGCCAUUGUGAUGGCCUCAACAAUGGUGUUUUCAUUGCAGAACGCAAUGACCAUGAUGGACUGCAAUUCCAAGCUUGGGGAGAUCCCAGGUAUGGUGCUUCAUUGCCAUCGUUCAACACCGCCACCAGUCGACUCCUCUUUGGGCCGCCGAAUUUCACCAGUACCACCCGAAGUCGCAGCAGCACCACCCGAAGUCGCAGCAGUACCACCCGAACUAGUCGGUCAUCCACAACCACCACGAGUAGCGCAACCACCACCACUGCCACCACCACCACUGCCACCACCACCACUUCCACCACCGCUACUGCAACCACCAAUACUGCAACUACAACAACAUUAACCACGGGCACUGGGACGUCAACAACCACUAGUAUCUUGACGCCUACGUGA